This is a messenger RNA of Mycosarcoma maydis (corn smut), 1362 nucleotides long. Its product is annotated as putative lipoprotein-associated phospholipase A2. Lineage: Eukaryota; Fungi; Basidiomycota; Ustilaginomycetes; Ustilaginales. The transcript has a single exon. Gene Ontology annotation, molecular function: protein binding. The record is from RefSeq and is a predicted model, not a curated record. The coding region runs from base 1 to 1362 and encodes 453 amino acids. Gene Ontology annotation, cellular component: COPI vesicle coat. Gene Ontology annotation, biological process: retrograde vesicle-mediated transport, Golgi to endoplasmic reticulum; intra-Golgi vesicle-mediated transport; intracellular protein transport.
AUGAGCGGCUUCAACGGCACAUCCACAUCGAGCAACAGCAUCCUCUCGGAGCGUCAAAAGGAUGAGUUGCACAAGUCCAUCCUCGACUACUUCAAGACCAACAAUCUUCAUGAAUCGUUCGCCACGCUGAUGCGCGAGGCCAACCAAGAAGGGUUCGUUCCUGAUCCGCGAGCCAAAUACGCCGGUCUACUCGAAAAGAAAUGGACCUCGGUCAUUAGACUGCAGAAGAAGAUCAUGGAGAUGGAAUCACGCAUAUCUCAACUGCAAGAAGAACUGUCUGCAGCGCCAUCGGCAAAGCGUUCUGCUUCGCUCAACGAUUGGCUUCCCGCCGCUUCCUCGGCGAGGCAUACUAUGCAAGGCCAUCGACUGCCAGUGACAAAAGUUUCGUUCCAUCCCGUGUUCAGUCAGAUUGCCUCUGCUUCAGAAGAUACGACGGUCAAGCUGUGGGAUUGGGAAACGGGUGACUUUGAGCGAACCCUCAAGGGUCAUACCAAAGCAGUACAGGACGUGGAUUUCGACAGCAAAGGCAACUACGUCCUCUCCUGCUCUUCUGACCUCUCGAUCAAAGUAUGGGAUGCGAACAACGAUUACAAAAAUAUCAAGACCUUGCAAGGGCACGAUCACAGCGUCAGCUCAGUUCGAUUUUUACCGGGAGACGACUACAUUGUUUCGGCUAGCAGAGACAAGACGAUCAAGAUUUGGGAGUUUUCCACGGGCUUUUGCACGAAAACCCUGCAGGGGCACGCGGAAUGGGUCAGGUCGGCAAUACCCAGCGACGAUGCAAAGUGGUUGGUAAGCUGUUCGACGGACCAAACCGCCAGGGUAUGGGAUGUGUCGAGCGGAGAGACAAAAGUGGAAUUGAGAGGUCACGAACACGUGGUAGAAGUGGCGAUCUUUGCACCAGUUGCAUCGUACGCUGCUAUCCGCCAACUUGCAAGUCUCGACCCAAACGCUUCCAAGGACGCUUCAGCAUCGAUGGCAGGACAGUUUGUGGCAACAGGAUCAAGAGACAAAACCAUCCGGAUAUGGGAUUCCAUUUCGGGACAAUGCUUGAAGACACUUACGGGGCACGAUAAUUGGGUUCGAGGGCUCGCGUUCUCACCGAACGGCAAAAGUCUCUUGUCGGUGUCGGACGAUAAAACGAUGCGAUUAUGGGAUCUGCAAUCAGGCAGAUGUACGAGGACUAUCGAAGCGCAUCAACAUUUCGCGACGGGUAUUGCUUGGGGAAAAGCGAAAAUUGAAGCUCCCAUUCCCCCAGCCCAGGAUGGCGAGGAAGCAGGGAGGAAACAGCCAGAAGCCAGAACAGUGAAUGUCGUAGCUACCAGUAGCGUCGAUCUGACCAUCAAGAUCUGGACGCCCUAG